UAUGGGUCCCACACAGACGGGGAGUGUGCGCAAGCCAGUGAUCCACUAGGAUCAUGUCUUCAAUAUUGGAGGAAGUGAUUUAGCACAAUCCUAGAAGAAAAUAGCCAUUCACUACUGUUGAAAAUCUGAACCGAUUCUGGUCUCAGGUUGGGACGGAGGGGCCGGGCCGCCCUUACUUGCUCGGCCGGCUCUAGAACGAGGAUCUACUGUGUUGUAUUGUGAGUUUUCAUCCGCAAAUCGUGGAAGAUGGCCGACGUACCGGCGGAGUGCACCAUCAAAGUGAUGUGCCGUUUCAGGCCCUUGAAUAGUUCAGAGGUGUCCAGAGGGGACAAAUACAUCCCAAAGUUUCAAGGGGAAGACCAUGUGGUCGUCGGGAGCAAACCGUUCCAGUUUGACAGAGUGUUCCAGCCCAGUACGACACAGGAGCAAGUAUACAACGCCUGCGCCCAGAAAAUCGUCAAAGAUGUUCUGGAGGGUUACAACGGGACAAUAUUUGCGUACGGACAGACAUCUUCCGGCAAAACACACACGAUGGAGGGUAACCUCCAUGACACAGAUGGAAUGGGGAUCAUCCCCAGGAUAGUGCAGGACAUCUUUAACUACAUCUAUUCCAUGGACGAGAACCUGGAGUUCCACAUCAAGGUUUCCUAUUUUGAAAUUUAUUUGGACAAGAUUCGGGACCUCUUGGAUGUGUCAAAGACGAACCUGUCGGUGCACGAAGACAAAAAUAGAGUUCCCUAUGUCAAGGGAUGCACUGAGAGAUUUGUCUGCAGCCCAGAGGAAGUCAUGGACACCAUCGACGAAGGAAAAUCGAACAGACACGUAGCAGUUACAAAUAUGAAUGAGCACAGCUCCAGAAGUCACAGUAUCUUCCAGAUCAACGUGAAGCAGGAGAACACCGCUACCGAGCAGAAACUCAGCGGAAAGCUGUACCUCGUCGACCUGGCUGGAAGUGAAAAGGUCAGCAAGACGGGAGCAGAGGGCGCCGUGUUGGAUGAGGCCAAGAACAUCAACAAGUCUCUGUCAUCACUGGGCAAUGUCAUUUCAGCCCUGGCCGAAGGGUCUGGCUAUAUCCCAUACAGAGACAGUAAAAUGACCAGAAUCCUUCAGGAUUCUUUGGGGGGGAACUGUAGGACCACCAUCGUCAUCUGCGCCUCCCCCUCCGCCUACAACGAGUCGGAGACCAAGUCCACUCUCAUGUUCGGACAGAGAGCGAAGACCAUUAAGAACACAGUGUGUGUGAACGUGGAGCUGACAGCAGAACAGUGGAAGAAGAAGUACGAGAGGGAGAAGGAGAAGGGAAAGGCCUUGAGGAACACCAUCACCUGGCUGGAGAAUGAGCUCAACCGCUGGAGGAACGGUGAGAGUGUGCCGGUGGACGAGCAGUUUGACAAGGGGAAGGCCCAAGCUGAGGUGCUGGCUCUGGACAAUGUGCCCAACGACAAGCCUGCCUCCACCCCCAACAUGCCCCAGCUCCGUCUGACUGACGCUGAGAAGGACACGUGUGAGGGGGAGCUGGUCAAGCUCUACAAGCAGCUGGAUGAUAAGGAUGAUGAGAUCAACCAGCAGAGCCAGCUGGCGGAGAAGCUCAAGCAGCAGAUGUUGGACCAGGAGGAGCUACUGGCGUCGUCUCGGCGCGACCACGAUAACCUGCAGUCAGAGCUGAACCGCCUGCAGGCUGAGAACGAGGCUUCUAAGGAUGAGGUGAAGGAGGUUCUACAGGCAUUGGAGGAGCUGGCUGUUAACUAUGACCAGAAGAGCCAGGAGGUCGAGGACAAGACCAAGGAGUUUGAGAUGGUCAGCGAUGAGCUCAACCAGAAAUCGAGCGUCCUGACGUCCAUUGACUCUGAGCUGCAGAAACUGAAGGACAUGAGCAACCACCAGAAGAAGAGGGUCUCUGAGAUGAUGUCAUCACUACUGAAAGACCUGGCAGAGUUUGGCAUCGCCGUGGGCAGCACCGAGAUCAAGCAACACGACGGCAGUGGUCUGAUAGAUGAGGACUUUACAGUGGCUCGUCUGUACAUCAGUAAGAUGAAGUCGGAGGUGAAGACCAUGGUGAAACGCAGCAAACAGCUGGAGAGCACCCAGUCAGAGAGCAACAAGAAGAUGGACGAGAACGACAAGGAGCUGGCUGCCUGUCAGCUAAGGAUCCAACAGCACGAGGCUAAGAUCAAGUCCCUGACAGAGUACCUUCAGAACGUGGAGCAGAAGAAGAGACAGCUGGAGGAGAACAUUGACUCUCUGAACGAAGAACUGGUCAAGAUCAGUGCCCAGGAGAAAGUCACCGCCAUGGAGAAGGAGAACGAGAUCCAAUCAGCCAAUGAAGUCAAGGAGGCUGUAGAGAAGCAGAUCGCUGGUCACCGUGAGGCCCAUCAGAAACAGAUCAGCAGCCUCAGAGAUGAGCUGGACAAGAAGGCGCACCACAUCACUGAACUGCAGGAUCUCAACCAGAAGAUCAUGCUGGAACAGGAGCGCCUCAGGGUGGAACACGAGAAACUCAAGUCUACCGACCAGGAGAAGAGCCGCAAACUUCACGAGCUAACGGUGAUGCAGGACAGGAGAGAGCAGGCCAGACAGGACCUGAAGGGAUUGGAGGAGACCGUGGCCAAGGAGCUCCAGACCCUGCACAACCUGAGGAAGCUGUUUGUCCAGGACCUGGCUACCAGAGUGAAGAGGAGUGCUGAGAUGGACUCGGAUGACACGGGAGGCAGCGCAGCUCAGAAACAGAAAAUCUCCUUUCUGGAGAACAACCUGGAGCAGCUUACCAAGGUUCACAAACAGCUGGUACGUGAUAAUGCAGACCUGCGCUGUGAGCUUCCUAAACUGGAGAAGCGUCUGCGUGCUACGGCUGAGCGGGUCAAGGCCUUGGAGUCGGCGCUGAAGGAGGCCAAAGAGAACUCCGCACGCGACCGCAAACGCUACCAGCAAGAGGUGGACCGCAUCAAAGAUGCCGUCAGGGCUAAGAACAUGGCCAGGAGGGGCCACUCCGCUCAGAUCGCCAAACCCAUUCGUCCUGGCCAGCCUCCAGUGGCGUCCCCCACCCACCCCAACGUGAACCGCGGCGGAGGGGGUUUCUACCAGAACAGCCAGGCCGUGGCCAUCAGGGGAGGAGGAGGCGUGAAGCCAGACAAGAACAUUUGAAGACAGGAGGGGACAUGACCACAGAAGAUGCAGAUGGAUAUCACCCUGGCAACCUGUCAUUCCAUUACAGCCAUUGGCUUCCUGCAGGCUAUAUAUUAGAGAGAGGGAGGAGUUUUAAUAUAAAUAUAUAUAUAUAUUCCUGCCCUGUACAGAUCCACCUACCUUCAUGUUUCUUCUCUCCGGAACAAACAACAACAGCGAAAUGAAUUUAAUAUACCAAACAAAACUCACACAACAAGACACCCACCAACUGCAGAGUACAGUCUUGGUGCAAUGAGCUACAUUUGACUUGAAUGUGUAGCUUUGUUUUUUGUAGCACAGUUUGUUGUCAUCCUCGAUGUCUUAAGGGUUUAGUUUGCACUUUGCCAAUGUGAAUGUACGCUAAGCGGGAUUUCAAAAGAGACGAGGGGGGGGGGGGGGGAAGAAAAGGCGACUGAAACAAAGUAAGAAGAAAUGUUGAUCCUGGUUGUACCACACUUCUUUCUAUCAAUAGAUUUUUACAAGCUUCUUAAGAGGUUUGAACCGAAAUAGAUGGCAUUUUUGAGCACUACUGUCCUGUUGUACAUAUGUAAUAUGGCACCGCGCAUGCUUCCUUAAGAGGUGUUUGGCUUUGAAAUGCCAAGAAGUGCGAUUCCAGUUUAGAUUUAUUUAAUGACAGAGUACCUGUGGUGACCAUUGUUUUUACCGUAAGGAAAAUAAAGCGACACAUACUGGUGCGGUGACGACAUUAAACAGAUGUCAGAAGGAAAGAGGAGUCUGAUCCAGGAGCAAACUUUCAAGCCUGCGUCCCACAUGUCUUUUACUUCUACCAACGGUUUUAAAUGCAGUGUCACUGCUUGGAUGCUAUUUAUUUAUCUGGCCAUUGGAGCACAUAGAUGGCACACACACGCGCUUGUCCUAGCGAGCUAGGUCCUCUCAUCCACUUCACCAUCGUUGUCCUGACCUCUAAACAAACCAUUGGCUGGUGGUGGUUUUAACAUUUUAUUUGUGAAUGAACUGUUUCUAGCACUUUUAUCAAUGGGCUCCUUUCAGUGCCCCCCCCCCCCCCCCCCCCCCCCCCCCACCACACCACUAGUAAUGUCAAGACGAGUGGAGUAAAUACAUUUAGGGGAGCCUCUGUUUAAAUUAAUAUUGGGCAUCGAUAUAAGGCAGGCUCUGACUUUUCCAAAAUCACCCUCUUUUCAUUAAGUCAGGUCAAGUGCACAUGCACUUUUAUUGUGGAUCGGUGUAGUUGUAUGUCUGUCUCACUGUUCUCUAGCUUGACAAGCAUAUCUGAUCUGUAUUGGUUUGGAAUGUUGGAUGGCAGUGUUUGAUUGGCUCGCUCUUGCCACUGAUCAGCCAGUUAGAUGAGCAGGGGGCCUUUGGCUAGGAAGGGGAUUGGUCGCCGUUCAGUCUGCUGGUAAACUAGUCUGGGCACAGCCCUAUGGGCCCUGGUCAAAACGACAUAGGGAAUACAGUGCCGUUUCAGACACAGCCUAUCCGAAAGCAGUGCAUCUUGGAAAGGGGUUUAUUAAUUAUUAAAGUUGUAAUCAGGAGCCAAGGACUUUAUACAUUUUACACUACUUGUCUUCUUGCGUUUAGUUGUUUUAUUUCCGAAUCCCCUUCAAUUAUUUUUCCUAUGUGAGAGUAAAAUGUCUCUCCAACCCUUGUUUUUAUGUCAUUUUGUGUCAAUUCUGAAACAUUUGCUGUUGCUGUGAUUGUAGGCCAGCAUGAAACAAAAACACCGACAUCUUGUGAGUACAAUAGUAUAUAUCAAUGAUAUACUGUUACGUGUGACCAGGGUUGAGUCUUUAAUAGUCUCCAGCCACAGCAAGGUGUUGGUGUUUUAUGUUAUGAACUUUUGUUGUUUUGGAAGGAUUUGACAUAAAAUUGACAUAAGAUGGGAAGAAGAAUUCUGAAGUGCUGACACUCCUGCGCUUAGUGUAAAGUUUAAAACUUAAACUGGGUUAGAAAACACUCCAACUUAUGGUAACUUAUGGGGGUGUAAACCAUCAUUUUCUGCUAUUAGAGGCUAGUUUGGGAGAGGUAGGUAGCCUAUACCUUUGACAGGACCGUGUCUGUCAAGUUUUCAUCUUUGUAACCUUUAGAACAGUAAACGCUUUGCAACAUGGUCUUCAAAGUGCAUAGUACCCUAUCCUUACCUGCCAGGGUUCCACUGUACUCCAUCAAUUGAAUGGAUAUGAAAUGGGAAAGUACAGAAAAAGAACAGCCAUUUGUCCAUGAUGUUUACCAAAUUCAUUUGUUUGCAUUGAUUGUAAAGAAAAGCGUAGCCACUUUAUUACUGUGUAAUAGUCACUUACAUUUAUAAUGGACAGAUAAGGAUUCCAUCAAUGGAAAAAGGUACUGGAUCAUUCCCAGGGCGCGUCCCAAAUGGCACCCUAUUCCUUAUGUGGUGCACUACUUUUGACUGCACGGGGAAAUAGGGUGCCAUUUGGGACGGAUCCAUAGAGACCUGGGGAGGAGGUGGAGGGUUUGUUCAAAGUUGAAUGAUAUCACCAUUUGGGAUUGACUGCAUGAUGUAAAUGUAUGUGUGAUUAAAUAAUUUUGAGGAAAAA
Molecule: messenger RNA, 5696 nt
Organism: Salvelinus namaycush (lake trout)
Lineage: Eukaryota; Metazoa; Chordata; Actinopteri; Salmoniformes; Salmonidae
Product: kinesin-1 heavy chain
Exons: 24
Coding region: 247-3141 (964 amino acids)
Biological process (GO): microtubule-based movement
Molecular function (GO): microtubule motor activity; ATP binding; microtubule binding
Source: RefSeq, a predicted model, not a curated record